Molecule: messenger RNA, 3594 nt
Organism: Suricata suricatta (meerkat)
Lineage: Eukaryota; Metazoa; Chordata; Mammalia; Carnivora; Herpestidae
Biological process (GO): DNA integration; virion assembly
Molecular function (GO): RNA-DNA hybrid ribonuclease activity; nucleic acid binding
Source: RefSeq, a predicted model, not a curated record
AUGAACUAUGACCUCGCCCUCAGCACCCCCCUACCCGGUUUUGUUCUGUUUACAAAUGAGGAGCGAGAACGAAUCCUGCUGGAAGCACAAAAACUUGUUCCUGGUCCAACAGGGGUACCCACCAUAAACCCCACUGACAUCAAUGCUGGAUUUCCCCUCGUCUUCCCCAAUUGGGAUUAUAACACAGGAGAAGAGGCCAAUGGGCCUACCUCAAGUAAGCGAUCUUGGGUCCAAGGUGCCACUAGGACCAAACAGUAUUCAUGGACUACCCAAAAAUCAGUAGAUUUAGGUGUGGGCCGGGUAACCCACUCUUUCAUGAUAAUCCCAGACUGUUCUUACCCCCUGCUGGGGAGAGACCUUUUAUCAAAAAUGAGGGCCCAGAUUCAUUUUGGCCUGCAAGGAUCACAACUCUUAAGUUCGGACGGGAAGCCUAUUGACGUCCUCUCCCUCCAACUAGCUGAUGAGUACCGCUUAUAUGAGGAGUCCCUAACUCCUGAUACCCACAUUGACCAGUGGCUCAAGAAAUACCCACAAGCCUGGACUGAAACUAGGGGGGCUGGAAACCAUCACCCACCCAUAUUUGUUGAACUCAAACCUGGGGCUGACCCAGUUGCAGUUAGACAGUACGCCAUGCCUCAACAAGCCAAGGAGGGGAUUAAACCCCACAUCCACCGCCUUUUAAACCUGGGCGUUUUAAGGGUCUGUCAGUCUGCCUGGAACACUCCUUUGCUCCCUGUCAAAAAGCCUGGUACUUAUGACUAUAGGCCAGUGCAAGACCUCAGGGAGGUUAACAAACGGGUAAUGGAUAUGCAUCCAACUGUCCCUAACCCGUACACUCUUCUGAGCUCCCUGCCACCUGAGAAGCAGUGGUAUACAGUCCUUGACCUCAAGGAUGCCUUUUUCAGCCUGGCCCUGGCCCCCAAAAGUCAAGAAUAUUUUGCUUUUGAGUGGCAUGAUCCUGAUAUUGGCAUUAACGGGCAGCUGACGUGGACUCGACUCCCUCAGGGGUUCAAAAACUCCCCUACCAUCUUCGAUGAGGCACUGCAUGAAGACUUGGGUGAGUACCGGAGGGAAAACCCUGAUAUUAUGUUGUUGCAGUAUGUUAAUGAUCUCCUGAUCACAGCCACCUCUGAAGAAAGCUGCCUUCAGGGAACUAAAAAUCUACUCCUGAUGUUGGGCAAGUUGGGAUAGAGAGUCUCUGCUAAAAAGGCUCAAAUUUGUAAGCCCCAAGUUACUUAUUUUGGAUACAUCCACAAGGAUGGACAUAGAUGGUUGUCUCCGGCCAGAAAGGACACCAUCCUCCACAUACCCCCACCUAAAAACCCCAGACAGGUAAGAGAGUUCUUGGGGUCAGCGGUUUGCAUAUUGUGGAUUCCAGGCUUUGCAGAAAUUUCUAAGCCCUUGUAUGAACUGACCAAAGACAAGAGUGAGUUUCAAUGGACCCCUGAACAUCAACAAGCAUUUGAAACUCUAAAAACAGCUCUCUUGUCGGCACCAGUGCUGGGGCUUCCUGACAUUACUAAGCCUUUCCACCUGUUUGUGGAUGAAAGUAAAGGGGUAGCCAAGGGUGUACUGACCCAGACGCUAGGACCCUGGAAAAGGCCGGUGGCCUACUUGUCCAAAUGCUUGGACACAAUAGUGGCUAGAUGGCCCCCAUGUUUAAGGACUGUGGCUGCAGUGGCGUCUUUAGUUAAGGACACUGACAAAUUAACUCUGGGACAAGCUCUUGCCGUGACCACCCCCCAUGCAAUCGAGAGGGUACUAAAACAACCACCUGACCGGUGGCUCAGCAAUGCCCAAAUAACUCAUUACCAGACUCUGCUACUCAACCCAGAUAGAAUUCUCUUCCAGCCUCCUUCUUCACAUAAUCCGGCCAUGCUCCUACCCAAUCCCAAUGCAGACCUCCCACUUCAUGACUGUGCUGAGAUCCUGGCCUAGGAACACUGCUUCCGAGAAGACUUGACGGAUGUGCCUCUUCAAAACGCAGACCAUACCUGAUUCACGGAUGGGAGUAGCUUCAUCCAGGAUGGAAAAAGAAAAGCAGGAGCGACUGUGACUACCAACAAUAAGGUAAUUUGGGCCCAACCCUUACCUCCAGGGACCUCAGCCCGACGGGCUGAGUUAAUUGCCCUGACCAAGGCACUAACUUUGGGAAAAGACUUAAGAGUCAACAUCUAUACAGACAGCAGGUACACUUUCGCAACGGCCCAUGUGCAUGGAGCUAUUUAUCAAGAAAGGGGUCUCCUGACCUCAGAGGGAAAGACUAUUAAAAACAAACAAGAAAUCAUGGACCUUCUACAGGCCCUAUGGCUACCAAAAAGGGUGGUCAUUAUCCACUGCCCUGGCCACCAGAAAGGAGAUCACCCCGUUGCUAAGGGAAACAACCUGGCUGAUAAAACAGCCAAGGGAGCAGCCCUCGAACCCAUUGCCAUGAGCAAAUUCUUCAAAGGAUGGUGGAGGGACUCAGAUAGGAAGUUAAUCUUCCCUAAAGCCCUGGCAGAAAAGAUACUACAUAAAACACACCAGACCACCCAUAUGGGGACUAGAAGAAUGCUGGAUGUGGUCUGACAAUCUGAAGUAACCACCAAGGACUUACACAUCAAGAUUAAAGAAAUUGUUCACUCAUGCAAGAUGUGCCAACUCACUAAUGCCUAUCCAAAUCCCAAAAGCCUGGGCCAACGCCUUCGAGGUAGGAGACCAGGGGUCUACUGGGAAAUUGACUUCACUGAAGUAAAACCAGGCAAGUAUGGCCAUAAAUAUCUAUUAGUCUUUAUAGAUACUUUCUCAGGAUGGACUGAGGCCUUUCCUGCCAAGAGCGAGACAGCCACUAUUGUGGCAAAGAAAUUAUUGGAAGAGAUCCUGCCAAGGUAUGGUUUUCCUCAGCUUAUAGGGUCACAUAACGGACCAGCAUUUGUGUCUAAGGUAAGUCAGGGAAUCACACAGUUCAUUGGGGCUGAUUGGAAAUUACAUUGUGCAUAUAGACCCCAAAGUUCAGGACAGGUAGAAAGAAUAAAUAGAACGCUAAAAGAGACCUUAACUAAAUUGACCUUAGAGACUGGCGAAGACUGGGUAGCCCUCCUUCCCUUCGCCCUGUAUCGGGUGCAAAACUCUCCCUACCAAAUGGGUUUAACUCCCUUUGAAAUUAUGUAUGGAAAACUUGCCCCUAUUAUCCCAAACCUCCAGGCAGCAUCCCUAAUGGGCAUAGAGGAUAACAAUAUGUUGCUGGAAACCCGAGCUAUUCAAUGGUCUCACGAACGUGUAUGGCCAAAAUUACGUGCUCUCUAUGAAUUAGGUCCACCUCCAGAGCCUCACCAGUACCGCCCUGGCAACUGGGUCUAUGUCAAAUGCCAUCGGCAAGGAAACCUUGAGCCGAGGUGGAAAGGACCUUACAUCAUCCUGUUGACCGCUCCAACCGCCUUGAAAGUGGAUGGAAGAGCAGCCUGGAUUCACUAUACUCACGUGAGACCAGCUGACCCCUUCCAUGUCCCAGAAGGCAGCAUCAACCCAGAGGGGCAACAAUGGCAGUUGCACCCAGAUAAAAGAAACCCACUCAAGCUGCGACUCUCCCGCCAAACAUCAGAUUCACUGCUAUAG